CAGUUCAUCAGUCCAUCAUCAACAAUAUGCGUGCUAUCGGUAUCCUAGCUCUUUGUUUGGUGGCAGUUGCAGCGCUGCCUUCAAGUCCGCAGCGGAUUGUUGGUGGAUCACUGACAACCAUUAACCAGUACCCGCACAUUGCUGCACUUCUGAUCACUAGAAAUUGGAGUAUCUACACCCAACAGUGCGGUGGUACUGUCAUCAAUAACAGAUCCAUCCUUACAGCUGCUCACUGUGUUUUCCGUGAAGAAAUCAGAAGAUGGAAUAUACGAGUAGGUUCCUCCUUCGCUAAUAGUGGUGGUUCUGUCCAUAUGGUUCGGCAGAGCAUCGUACACCCGCGCUUCGCCUACAUGACUCGUAAUAAUGACAUCGCUAUUUUGCGUACUACCACCGAGAUAGGUUUCAACAACAAUGUCCGCCCUGCUUCCAUCGCUGGCUCCAACUAUCGUCUCGCCGAAAAUCAGCCCGUCUGGGCCGCUGGCUGGGGUGAUACUUUCUCUGGAUCUAAUGCUGGUUCUGCACAACUACGUCACGUGCAAGUCGUGGUUAUCAAUCAAGAAUUUUGCAGAAGCAACUACGCUACCCGUGGUUACGUUAUCACUGAGAAUAUGUUGUGCUCUGGCUGGCCCUCUGGUGGUCGCGACCAGUGCCAAGGUGACUCUGGUGGUCCUCUCUACCAUAAUGGUAUUCUUGUUGGUGUCUGUUCCUUCGGCAUUGGUUGCGGCCAGGUUAAUUUCCCCGGUGUCAACGUGCGAGUAUCUCAAUUUAGUUCUUGGAUUACUGACAAUGCUUAAGACCACAUUUUAGCACUACUUGACUAUGCAAUAAAAGUAUUUAAAAUUUGA
Molecule: messenger RNA, 845 nt
Organism: Spodoptera litura
Lineage: Eukaryota; Metazoa; Arthropoda; Insecta; Lepidoptera; Noctuidae
Product: trypsin, alkaline A-like
Biological process (GO): proteolysis
Molecular function (GO): serine-type endopeptidase activity
Source: RefSeq, a predicted model, not a curated record